Dibothriocephalus latus is the source of this 213-nucleotide messenger RNA. Lineage: Eukaryota; Metazoa; Platyhelminthes; Cestoda; Diphyllobothriidea; Diphyllobothriidae. The record is from the annotation of a GenBank genome assembly.
AUGUUGGCUGGUUACGACUUGAAUAUGGCCGACUACGAUGGUCGCACCGGUCUGCAUGUCGCAGCCAGUGUGGGAGCCUUUGAGAGUGUUCGUUUCUUCCUGGAGGUGGCACGUGUCAACCCGGAGCCGAAGGAUCGCUGGGGUCACAGUCCGCAGUCCGAGGCAAAGCUGUUCGGUCAUAAUGCAAUUUAUGACUACUUAGAAAGGUACUAG